Messenger RNA from Brassica rapa (field mustard), 5901 nucleotides. RefSeq lists its product as uncharacterized. Gene Ontology annotation, biological process: negative regulation of catalytic activity. NCBI's taxonomy places the organism in Eukaryota, Viridiplantae, Streptophyta, Magnoliopsida, Brassicales, Brassicaceae. Gene Ontology annotation, molecular function: pectinesterase inhibitor activity. The record is from RefSeq and is a predicted model, not a curated record.
AGUUAAAGUUUUUAAAAAUGAUAGAGAAUAUACUAUUUUUAUCAAAUCUUUAUUAUUCAAAAUCAUUAAUUGUCAUAUAUAUUUUAGCCACAUUAGGUAAUUUUGUAAUUUUUAUUUAAGGAAACAAUGAAGAACAUUUAUGAUUAAUUUAUGGUUAGUUUAAUAAAAAACUUAUUAUAUAUUUAUAUGGACCAAUAUAUUUUUCUAAGGAUUCUAAGAAUAGUUGUGGUGAUAACAUGUGGGUACAAAAAUAUGUUAUAAUGCUUCUCUUUUAAUAUAUAGGGGAUACUAUUAUUUAUUAAGUGAUUUUGCUGAUUUGUCGCAUUCGCCAUGAUUUUAGCUAAUUUUGUUUAUUUGUCGCAUUCUUAGUAGUUGUUAGAUUAAAUCAUCAAUUUAUUAAUUUAGAUAAUAUAAACAUUUCAAUUUCUAAUUAAUUUAUUAAUUUAAAUAAUAAAAUAUUUUGAAAUUUCUAAUUGGAAUUAUGGUUAUAAUUAUUUUAAACAAGUUAGGACCAAUUCUUAUUUUCACAUGAUGUAAGAUGUUUUAAACUCUAUAGUUUCAUUUUUUUCAUUCAUUCCAAGUUGUUUCGAUUAUAGUUUUUGACAUCUAUAUUUAUGUACUUUUGAUAUUUGUUUCUUAGUUGGAGUUCUAUGUUUUUUUUUUCGAGUUUGAAAUACUAGGAGAAAAUCGGUUUUGUUACAUGGAGUUUUGGAAUUAUGAAUUAGGUAUUCUGAAUUUUUUUCAAUAGUUAUUUCAUGUGUAUGUUUUAUUGUUGUUUAAGCUGUAAGAAAAAUAUGCUUUGAUAUUAAGUUUAGAGAGUUGCCUAUGUAUUCAUGUUAUGAGCAUGCGUUUUAUGGUUUAGUUUCUAAAACGGCUAAAAGUAGAUAUAUUUUUAAUGAAUAAUUAGAUUUAUCAUUAUGUUUUUUUUUGUCAUAAGCAUAAACAGACUCAUACAGACUAUGUGAACCAAACUGGGAGAUGUCGAUCCAUGUGAACGACGAAAGACGGCUGCUUCCUGACACUACGUACUAGGCUAUCUGCCUUUGUAUUUUGCAUUCUUUGCACAUGGACAAUCUCUGAUCGGGAAAAACUUUCUUUCAAGACUUUAACAUCAUCUAAAUAACUUGCAAAAGCUGGCCAUUCGUCUAGUUCAGAAACCAUCUUCACCAAUUGAGAAUAAUUCGUUGCAAAUGUAACAUGAAAUUGACGUAAGUUCCUCAUGCAUUCUAUUGUCCAAAGUAAUGCUUCCAUCUCCGCAUGUAGAGGAGAAAGACUAGUCCGAACAUUCCUUGCCCCCAUCAACCCCUCAAAACCUUCUAAAGUACUAAACCACCCAUGCCCGGAGAAACCGCUAUCCUCUUUCCAGGAACCAUCAGUGAAGCACCAUCUUCCUUGGAUUAACGGUAAUGCCGAAACCUCUGCAUGUGGCCCUGCCGAAAAGAUUUAUCAUUAUGUAAUUAACCAUAAAUCAACUUUAAUAAUAAAACUAUCAUUAUCUAUUGUUUCUUUAAUUAUUAAAAUUAAACUUAUGAAAUAUUAAGAUAAGUCAAUGUAUAUAUUGAUCCAUUAAACCAAUAAAAUAUUAUCAUUAUCUCAAUUUUGUUUUUUUAAGUUUUCUUCUAAAUUAUCAUUGAACUUUCGUUUUUAUUUAUUUUGUUCUUACUUGGAUUGUGUGUGUUUCAGUUUUUUUUUUCUUUUUGGUAAUUUUACAUGUUUCUGGUUCCAAAAUACAAAGUAGAUUAGGAGAGAUCAAAAGUUCACAUUCUUACUUUACUUUAUUGUGUGAAGUAUUUGAUAUGUAAUUAUGCUUUUACGGUCUCAUAGUUUUAUAGCUUUUUUUGUGUUAAGGAGACGUAGAUCGAAAUAAAAAUUGAAAAAACUAAAAUGAUUAAGAAUGUAAAGAAUAAGUUAUCGUGAUGUUUAAAUCAUAUUACAUAUAUUAAUAAUUAUUAGUAAAACGUUUAUGUCCGUGCGGGCAAAAUAUCUAAUUUAUAUUAAUAAAAGAGUUUAAAUGACAAUUCCACAUUUUUUAAUAUUUAAAUCAGCAUUGAUAUCAGUCCAAGGAAAACAAAAAGAACGUUCAUCAAAAGCAGCUGAGGGUAUAGUAAUUAAGACUGACCCAAACCGGUGGUUUGAAAAUUGUCUCAUCAUAUGCAAGAUUUAGCAUGAUGGUUACAGAAGGUGAGAUCGAGUCCAUAUGCAACAGAAAAAAUGUCGAUUCUACACUCUGUUUUGAGGUUUUAAAACAAAAUCCAAAGUUGUCGAUUCUACACUCUGAUCAACUAUACGUCUCGAAACGUUUCUGAUACGUUGAAGCAAUUAAAGUUGUAUGAAUCCAACACGACGGAUUGGCAGACGAUCAAAUUAUGCAAAGAGAUGUAUGAAAGAUCUCUUUAUCGUGAUGACGUUGCUCUAAAAGCUUUGGCAGCCAAGGAUUAUGACACCGUAAACAUUAAUGCCGGAGUUGCGCUCGGACAAUAUGAUUACGUGCAAUGGGGAAUUGUCAACAUUGAAGCCAGUACCACAAUACUUGAUCACAAAGAAUACUGUCAUAGAAAAUCUGUCAACAUUGUUUUAAGGGCUCUUGAAUGUUUCAUAAGAAAAGAAAGUAGAUUAUGAAGUCAUUAGCCUAAUUAAUGAUAUUUGUUUGGUCUUUUUAAUUUUUUUUUUAUCAUUCAUGUUUUUUUUCUUAGGGGGAGUUAGUGGGAGAGCAACUUUUAAAAACUUGAAGAAUUUAAAAAGAUUCUAUUGUUAUUGGUUUAGUGAUUCUUGAAGUCUUAAUCAAAUCUUUUGUUACUGAUGUGAUGAUUUUAUAAUUCUCAUUAAAUCCUUAGUUAUUGGUAUAAUGAUUUUGUAAUUCAUUGUAAAAACUUUUGUUAUUCAAAAAGUUGAGUAUUUUUAGAUUUCACAAUUCUAUUAUACUUUUGUGUUAUUGAAACAAUGAUUCUUUACAUUUUAACUCAUCAAUCACUACUUUCAAAAUACUAGAGUUAUAGAUGGUAUUCUCAAAAUUUGAAUGAUAAAAAUUAAAAAAAAUUGUCCAAUAAAAAAUACAGAUCUAUUAUACCAAUAAAAAGGCAUAAAUAUAUAAUAAAAAAUAGAUUGAAUGGUGGCAUUAUAGCACAUCUGACAUGUAUUUGAAAAAGUAAUACCGUAGAAAUUGAUAUAAAAUAACAAAAUCCAUAUUUUCAUAUAUAUAUGUAAUGUCUUUCUAAAAGUUAAUACCAUAAAAAUUAUAAAUAACAAACACCAGAUUUACAUAUAUAUAACAUGUCUUUCAAAGAUUGAAUACCAUGGAAAUUGAUAUAUUUAUAUAUAUUUAACGUUCAAUAUAUUUUCAACACAUCAUUCACAUAUUAUAUGAAAAUUUUCUAAAAGAAUAUUCUUAUAUAAUUAUUUUACAUAAACAACAACAAAAAUUAAUGUAAUUAUGAAUCCAUGACAAUCUAUGAAAGUUGUAUGGAUUCUAUAAAUAUGGAUGCACUUGUUUGUUAAAAUUCAUGAAAACUUUCCAAUUCUUCAAAACUCUAUAAACUUUUCAAAUCCAUAAACUCUUAUAAAUCAACCUCCCAAUAACAACACUUAUGCUUUAAUCAUUAUAUAUAUACAUAUAUAUAUAUAUAUAUUAAUGAGUUUAAGUGCAACUCCACAUUUUUAAAUAUUUAAAUCGGUAUAAAUAUCAAUCGAGGGAAAACAAAAAGAACGUUCUCACUUGGUUAUCCCCUAGACUAUAUUUGAGAAGUGAUUUGUAUAUUUGUUAUCACUACAUUAACUUUCACAAAAAAAUGAUGACGUGGCUUAAAAAAAUAUGACAUGACAUAAAUCUAAUUGUGAUAUGUAAAAUUUACUAUAUUUAGAUUUAUGUUUUUGGUAAGAUUUCUUAAAUAUAAUAAUGAUGAUUUUCUAUAUACGGAUUUAUAUUUUUGGAAAAGUUUCAUAAUACAGUAAUAACUAUUAAAUUUUAUAUCAAAAAUAUUUUUUCUAAGUAAAUAUUCAUUUUGGUAAGAUUUUCUGAUACCUAAUAACUUUUUUAUAUUUAUUAAAAUAAUAUGUUUUUAUAUAUAAAUAAUAAUUACGAAUAUUAAAAUUUUACAUCAAUAUAUGAAUCAUAUUUUUAUUAUUAAAAUAAGUGUAGUUUAAAAUAUAUUUUAUCAACGUAUAUAAGUUAAUAUGUUUUUAUAUAUAAAUAAUAAUUACGAAUAUUAAAAUAUUACAUCAAUAUAUGAAUCAUAUUUUUAUUAUUAAAAUAAGUAUAGUUUAAAAUAUAUUUUAUCAAUGUAUAUAAGUUAUAUUUAUUUAAUGUAUAUAUUAUUAGAAAUAAUUUAUAUAUUUACAAAUAGACAUAUUUAAAAAUGGUAAUUAAAUAAAGAAUAAUAUAAUAAAGUAACUUUAUAAAUUUCAAUUAUUUUAUCAAAAGUUAAGUAAUGCAAAGUUAAAGGGUCAAAGUAAACUUGAAUAAAUCAAACUAAAAACAAUUACAUUAUGGUUUUAUUUUUUAAACUAAUAAAAAAUAAAAUAUAAAAAUAGAAAAUUUUAUUUAUAUAUAACAUUUUUAAAUAUUUUAUAUCUGUGCAUGGCGCAGGAAAACUCUUAGUUAUUGUAAAAUUCUAAGGCAGCAGAGAAUCUCGAUGGCUUCAAAAACAAAAAUCAGUAUUAAUUCGACUCAUUUAAUUAUGACCCACCUAAACCGGUGGUUUGAACAUUGAAUCGGCAAAUUCUAAUUUCCCAAUUUGGACCGGAUCGUUUUUUAAGUACGCAAAAAAUAAUAAUAAUUUAACCACAAGUUUAUGAAGAAUUUUGGGUGGUACUUUCCAAUUUUGUGAGUGUUCCAAAGACACAACUUUCUAAAUUUGUGUUAUUUUUAUUUCCUUUACCAUUACUGUAAAUCUGCAAAUUUUCACAAGUUUCACAUAAUUUUGCUAUUUAAUUAUGGCACAUUAUCUAUUAGCACCUACGGCAACAAAGGAAAGAAAAUCAAAGAAAAUCUGUGAAUACCUUAUAUAAAUGCUCAUAAGUUGUCCAACUUUUUUUCGACCCAAACAAAAAAUUAGCCAGAAGAAGAAAAAUGGUUGCAUACAUCAAAAAUAAUUUUUUUUUGGUUUUUAUGAUUGUUUUACUUCUUGUUGUUUCAUCAUAUGCAAGACUUAGUAUGAUGGUUACAAAAGGUGAGAUCGAGUCCAUUUGCAAUAAAAAAGAUGUCGAUUCUACACUCUGUUUUGAGGUUCUAAAACCAAACCCUACAAUUGCAAAGUUGGAUUUUACUGGUCUCGCCAACUUUAUGAUCAAUUAUACGUCUCGAAACAUUUCGGAUGUAUUGAAGGAAAUAAAGUUGUAUGAAAGCAACACGACGGAUUUGCAGACAAUCAAACUAUGCGAAGAGUUGUAUGACCUUUCUCUUUUUUCGGAUGAUCAUGCUCUGAAAGCUUUGGCAGCCAAGAAUUACGACAGCGUAAACUUUAAAGUCGGAGGUACAUUGGAAAACAUCGUUACGUGCAAUGAGGAAUUGUCAACAAUGAAGCCGGUGCCACAAUCCUUGAUCGCAAAGAAUAAUGUUAUAAAAAAUCUAUCUGGUAUUGUUUUAACUAUUCUCGAAUGUUUCAUAAGAAAAGGUAGUAGAUUAUGUAGUCAUUAGCCUAACUAAUGAUAUUGUUUGGUGUUUGAAGUUUUUUUUCAUUCAAAUUGUUUUUCUUAGCUUGUUAUGCUUUAAUCUUUAUUUAUUUAUUUAUAUUAAUAAAAGAGUUUAAAUGACAAUUCCACAUUUCGAGGGAAAACAUCACUUGUUUUUUUGGGUUGAAAUGUGAACAUUAUUAAUCAACAAAAGAAAAAAAUACUUGCAAUAUAAAGCAUACAUCUGCUAAGGAGCAGAGCAGCACAAGAUAGUGAAAACUGUAAUUUAAAAAA